GGGAUUAGAAAUUGAAGUUUGGGAGGCUCUGCUGACAGACACACAAACUAUCAGUGCAAACUAGUUGUUUUCGAUCCAUGGGAACUAAAUGUGAGCUGAAUUCUGAGCUCUUAGUGUGAACUCUCACAAUGCUGCUCUUGGUUACCUGGGUUAAGUGUUUUAUCAACACUGUGAUUGGUUACCUGGAACUAUGGUGCAGCAGCUUUUUGCACCAGGCUGCAUCCAUUCAGUUUUGCCCGAGAAGUUUCAGGAGCACAACAAUGAGCAUCAUAACAAAUGCUGAAACUGAUUUGAGAAUAACAACAGAUUUAGUGGUGCCUCUUCGAGUAAAUCCAUGCUGCUGACAUUGUUCAGUUCUUGUCAGGACUGUUGACAAAUAGUCUGCUGCUCCGAGACAGCACAUACAUAGCUGGUGAGCUAAUUAAGUCCAACACUAGAGGGGGCAACAUUAGUCCAUAAUCCCCACACUAACUCUUAUCUUUCUUGAGACUAUCAUUGAGUUUUUAAAUCUGCUUUCAUAUCUCCUGAUGUUUUCAUCAACUUCUGUUUAGUUAUUGUUUUUCUGUGCCUUGCAGAUAUCCAGAAGGUGUUGGUGAAAAAAGAAGAGUUUCUCUCUGAGCAGCAGGGGAGGAGUCCCAGUCUGGACCAGGGAUACACUGAGCCCCCGAACAUUUGCAAGGAACAGAAUUAUGGAGGACAAGAUCCAGCCAGUAACAACUCAGGGAUAAAUAUACAACGAAAGACUCAAGACUCCCCUGAACCUGAGACCGAGGGCAGUGAUGAGAAUUGGGAGGAUACAAGACCACAAAAGUCAAGUCUAAUGUCUGUGAAAAAAGUGAGAAAGAAGAUGCUAAAGAGGCUUGAGAAAUCACGUGUUUGCUCAAAGUGUUGUCGAAUAUUCAAAACACGACAAGAACUAGCAAUCCACAUGAGAGUUCACUCAGAGGAGAGAACCUUCAGCUGCUUAGAAUGUGGCAAAACAUUCAAAACUAAAGGAGAACUGUCCAGACACAUGAGAGUUCACUCAGAUGAGAGACCCUUCAGCUGCUUAGAGUGUGGCAAAACAUUCAGAACUAAAGGAGAACUGGCAAAACACAUGAGAGUUCACUCAGAGGAGAGACCCUUCAACUGCUCAGACUGUGGCAAAACAUUCAAAACUAAAUACGACCUGGCAAGACACAUGACAGUUCACUCAGAUGAGAAACCCUUUAGCUGCCCAGACUGUGGCAAAACAUUCAAAACUGAAAGAGAACUGGCAAGACACAUGAGAGUUCACUCAGAUGAGAGACCCUUCAGCUGCUCAGACUGUGGCAAAACAUUCAAAACUAAAUACGACCUGGCAAGACACAUGACAGUUCACUCAGAUGAAAAACCCUUCAGCUGCUCAGACUGUGGCAAAACAUUACAAACUAAAUACGACCUGGCAAGACACAUGAUCUGUCACUCAGAGGAGAGACCCUUCAGCUGCUUAGAGUGUGGCAAAACAUUCAGAACUAAAGGAGAACUGGCAAAACACAUGAGAGUUCACUCAGAGGAGAGACCCUUCAACUGCUCAGACUGUGGCAAAACAUUCAAAACUAAAGGAAAACUGGCAAGACACAUGCUCUAUCACUCAGAGGAGAGACCCUUCAGCUGCUUAGACUGUGGCAAAACAUUCACAACUGAAGGACAACUGGCAAGACACAUGAGAGUUCACUCAGAUGAGAGACCCUUCAGCUGCUCAGACUGUGGCAAAACAUUCAAAACUAAAUACGACCUGGCAAGCCACAUGAGGGUUCACUCAGAGGAGAGACCCUUCAGCUGCCCAGAAUGUGGCAAAACAUUCAAAACUAAAUACGACCUGGCAAGCCACUUGAGAGUUCACACAGGCGAGAGACCCUUCAGCUGCUCAGAAUGUGGCAAAACAUUCAAAAGAGAAGGAGAACUGGGACAACACAUGAGAGUUCAUUCAGGGGAGAGACCCUUCAGCUGCUUAGAAUGUGGCAAAACAUUCAAAACUAAAUACGACCUGGCAAGACACAUGGCAUUUCACUCAGAGGAGAGACCCUUCAGCUGUCCAGACUGUGGCAAAACAUUCAAAACUAAAACUCAACUGGCAAGACACAUGGCAUUUCACUCAGAUGAGAAACCCUUCAGCUGCUCAGAAUGUGGCAAAACAUUCACAACUAGAUAUGACCUGGCAAGCCACUUGAGAGUUCAUUCAGGGGAGAGACCCUUCAGCUGCUUAGAAUGUGGCAAAACAUUCAAAACUAAAUACGACCUGGCAAGCCACAUGAGGGUUCACUCAGAGGAGAGACCCUUCAGCUGCUCAGAAUGUGGCAAAACAUUAAAAACUAAAAAACUUCUUGCAAGCCACAUGAGGGUUCACUCAGAGGAGAGACCCUUCAGCUGCUCAGACUGUGGCAAAACAUUCCAAAGAGAACCUGCAUUGAUAAAACACAUGAGAGUUUGCACUGGAGAAAGACCCUAGAGCUGCCCUGGAUGAAAUAAACUCUCUCAGUCUCAGUAUUUAAAUUCUGUAAGCCUCUCUGCUAAAAUGAACACAUAGUUAGAGACAGAACAAGUGUGUCUACAACUGCAGAAAAAAACAAGCAUGUAGAGUGGACUGGUCUAAGAACAUAGACUUCACCCACAGAAAGUGGCAGAGCCGCCUCUUUUCCCCUGAGAAGACUCCGAUCAGCAGACAUCUGUAGUAAGAUGCUGCAGAUUUUUUAUCAGUCUGUGGUGGCAAGUGUUGUGUUCUGCGCUGCAGUCUGCUGGGGAGAAAGCAUCAAACACAAAGAUGCAAAACGUCUGAACAUACUGGUGAAAAAGGCUGGCUGUGUUGGAGGAUGUGGUGGAGAAAUGUAGACUGAGGGAGGUGGAGGCUAUUUUAAAGAACAUGGAUCAACCACUUCACAUGGACCAAUGGACCAAAGGGCCAAUGGUGGUGGACAGCUCCUCUCUCUUUACUGCAGGACAGAAAGAUUGAGAAGAUCUUUUGUACCCACAGCCAUCAGACUUUACAACUCUUUUAUAAAUAGUAGAUGACUUUUGAGACAUGACCAGUGAGAUGACAGACAAUUGGAUUUCCCUUCAGGGAUCAAUGAAGUUAUUCUUAUUCUUAUCCCUUGUAUUUUUCUUUUUUUUUUUUGUAUGAUCUGGACUUAAUGGGUCUGAAAUAACCCUCUGCUGGGGCAACACUUAAUCUUCUGUAUCUUGUCCUGUGCUCUCCUAUUCUGCAAUGCAGUGGGGUGAGGUGUGUUUUUUUUUUUCUAAAUUCAAUAAUAUUAACAGUAAAAUGUAUUAGGUUUAUGACCAAAAUUGAUAGUUUAGAAGAUUAUGAAGUAGAUAAUAGGGACAGAGAGGGUAGAUAGUAAGGACAAAGACAUGACUACUUCAAAGUAUAGAGACAUCUAGUCAAUAAAUACUGAGAUACAAGGAAAUUUGCUAACUAAACUGUUACUUUUGUUUGAGUACUAAAAUAUUUGCUUUUGAAAAUGCAUAUAUUGACCCACUCAUAUGACUUUUUGAGAAAAUCUCAAAACAAUGUCGUUUUCUCAUCAUUCAUGUGCGCACUAAACACAACAGGUUCAGCUACAUUAUUUAAUUAUUUACAUUUUUAAACUCACAUGUUUUAAAUUUCCAGCCUUGAAAUACUAGGAGCAGGAGUAGGAGCUCAUGGUUGAUGAUCAGUGAAGUGUCAGCUAAGCUUUACAAAGUGAGAAAGAAUUAAUAUUUUCCUCAUCUGGUAGGGUUCAAAGUGACAUCAAACAAGGACAACAAACAGGCAAAUUUAAAAUAGUCUAAUCUUCUUAACUUACUCACUUAGCCAGCAGACCAAAUUCAUCAGAAUUAAUUUGACCAACCAACCACUGAAUAAAAACAGCAAUCAAGAAACCACAAACCCAAACAGCUUGGAUUAAAUGUUCAUCUGGAAUAAUGUUUGUCUGUCUGAUUGGAUUCCACAAACUGAAAUAAUGUUUUUAAAACUUAAAAACAUAAUUUAAGCUGACUUUAAGGCAAAAGUGGAGAGCAAUAAGAACAUGAUUUGGUUUGGUGGGGUCACCCCAUCUCAUCUCCAGUGACCAGGUCAAGCAUUACAUUCUUUUGGGGGUACUUAGGGUGAGAAAGCGGGCAUCUCUGCUACAAGACCCCAAUUUAUAUUUCUCCAAAGAAAUUAUGUAUGUGUUUAUUGUUUUUUUUUUUUUUUACUAUAGUAUUAUUUUAUUAUCUCCCAUGUUAUUUGUUCAAUGUUCCUUUGUCUGAAAUGUUGGGGUUGUACUUGGUCAUGAAGUUGCCAGUUUUUGAUACAAAUAAAAAGUUCCUCUACUGCUAACUGGGAAGUGAAUCGGAAGCUGAGUGACAUCAAGAUAUAUUCCCCCCAUACCGGACCUUUACCGACCUCCCAUAAUCAACCAAAUCCAGCAUCAAAAGAUCAGAGCCAAAUAAACUGUAACUUUGUCAAACCUGAGGCCUGUACUAUGCAGCUGGAUUAACACACCCAGGAUAACUGCCAAAACUCACUUAACUUCACCAGAUCUCCGUAAUCCCGAUCAGCUGUACUACGAGGCAGGAUAUCAUAGAAUAGAAUAUAGAAUAGAAUAUUCCUUUAUUGAUCCCCCAUGGGGGAAAUUUUUUUGUCACAGCAGCAUCACAGACAAGCCAACAAGUGCAAAAAUGCAGUUAUAACAAUAAGGGUCCUAAUAUUAAGAACUUAAAUAAAUGUAAUAAUUAAGAAAAAAAUUAGAAAAGGGAGAAGAAAAAAUAAAACUUUCUACAAUAUACACAAUUUAAAUGCCAUAAAAAAAAGUGGUGGUGUAAAAUCAGAUUUGUUACUGUUCAUUGUAAAGUCUUAUUGCAGAGGGGAGAAAUGAUCUACGGUAGCGCUCCGUCCUGCAGGGUGGGAGUUAUUGAGUAUCAACUCAAUAACUGAAUUCAAUAGAGGGAAUUCACGCUGAUGUCACUCGACUUCUGUCUGUCUGUGUGCAUCACAUCACAGAUGUGUCCAAAAUCUCC
Molecule: messenger RNA, 4998 nt
Organism: Xyrichtys novacula (pearly razorfish)
Lineage: Eukaryota; Metazoa; Chordata; Actinopteri; Labriformes; Labridae
Source: the annotation of a GenBank genome assembly